AUGGUUGAAUCUUUAUAAAUUAGGUGAAAGUCCCAUAUGGGAUUUCAUCAUCAUCAUCAUCUGCAAUGAACUUUAAUCAUCAUCAUCAUCCGAUGGAGCCCCCUUCAAACCAAAGCUUUUAUGGUACUAGUACCAACGAUUAUACAUCUUUUUGGCCAGAAGAAGAUAAUAGGAUUGUUGGGAUGAAGAGACCGUACCCUUUUUCUAUGGACAAUCCAACCGGUCCUUCUUUCCGGAUCAGAUAUCCUCCUCCCCCUCCUCCACCACCUCCUCUCAAUCUUACUCAACCUCUUCCUCUUAUGUCUCUUCCUCUUCAUCUCCCUCCGUUUGCUGCUUCCAUUACUAGAUCAGAAGAAUCAGCUGCACUCCCUAAUCUUGAUUCAAGUAACUUGGUUUUCAGAGACAGGCAUUCUUCUGCAUUCCAAGAUAUAAGGAAACAAAUGCAAGCUAGUAGAGUCGACAAUGGCGAUUUCCUCUCAUUAGCCCCACCUUCAACAACUAACCACACUCGAGACACUCCUCCUGAGAUUGAAUAUCUACCAUGUCAAGGCGGUGGUGGGGAAGAGAUGGGAUCAAGGCAAAGACAACCAUUUUAUAGCUUCUUCCCUAGUGCAAAGGCACCAAGUGAUGAUCCAUCUGGAAGUAUGCAUGAAGGAGGUGGUAGUAGCAGCAGCAGCGGUGGAGGUGGAGGAGGAGCUGAGAAGAAACAUGUUGAUCUUAAUCUCAAGUUGUAG
Impatiens glandulifera is the source of this 734-nucleotide messenger RNA. RefSeq lists its product as uncharacterized. The record is from RefSeq and is a predicted model, not a curated record. Lineage: Eukaryota; Viridiplantae; Streptophyta; Magnoliopsida; Ericales; Balsaminaceae. The transcript has 4 exons. Bases 66 to 734 code for a protein of 222 amino acids.